UUUUGAAAGGACAAAGUCGUUUAACUUUGUUAAUUUUAAUAUUUAAAAAUGCAAAAUAUUAUCUUGCCUUUUACAAAAGUGCUUGAAAGUAAAUUAAUUAAUAUAUGAAAAGGAUUUGAAAAUCGUAUCGAAAAAAGAGUUUAAAGUGGAAGAUAUUUGAGUAAUCUACAUGGUAUAAAAUGAAUAAUUU
This is a messenger RNA of Paramecium sonneborni, 190 nucleotides long. The record is from the annotation of a GenBank genome assembly. NCBI's taxonomy places the organism in Eukaryota, Ciliophora, Oligohymenophorea, Peniculida, Parameciidae.